Phytophthora nicotianae INRA-310 is the source of this 1183-nucleotide messenger RNA. RefSeq lists its product as hypothetical. Gene Ontology annotation, molecular function: zinc ion binding. Bases 150 to 1061 code for a protein of 303 amino acids. The record is from RefSeq and is a predicted model, not a curated record. The transcript has a single exon. NCBI's taxonomy places the organism in Eukaryota, Oomycota, Peronosporomycetes, Peronosporales, Peronosporaceae.
AGUACCAUUGCGAGCUCUCCCUCGACAUUUGUCCAGAUGGCAAUGACCUUAAGAGAUACGCAGAGCCAGCGAUCGUUGCAGAGCUGGAAAGCUGCAAUCCAGUGGCAUUUACCAGAUUGCGCCUAGUGCAGAACUUGAGUUUUCCAUCGAUGGUGGCUGUACGGAAGAGCGGAGACGUUACCGUCAUGUUUUCAUCCGGCGCCUCAUUAGCUGAGAGCUAUCACCGGUCAGUCGAUAACCUCCAAUCUCGCUCUGCUCCAUCGACGCCAAUGGGAUUCGGACGACGCGCCAUUGUCGGCAAACGCGUACGCGAACUCGCUGAUAUUCCCCGUGCUGCUGGUCUCCGGGAUAUAAAAGUUGAAGUGAGUGUGGCUCAUACCAAAAGCAAGCUGAAGGCUCGGUUCUUCGUCGAGAUGAAGCGUGACAAAACCAUGCCUCGCCAAAAUUGGGGCUUUGGCGUGUCACUCUUGGACGUGCGCAAGUUCGAGUUGCAAAUGAAUCAUCUCGUCAAGAAACACUAUAGAGCGAAUGGACAAGGCGAACAGAAUGGGAUCAAAAAGUGUUGCGGCAUGUGCAUACAACUGAAGGAGGAAAUGCGUGAAUGGUCGGCUGUGAAGCGAUGGAGCGCAAUGAACCCGGGGCACAAGCAGCGGAAGUGUGACACCAUCAAACUCUUCUUUGCGAAACUCUUCGAGAUGCUUAGCGAACAUGCGCAAUGGAUGCACGAAUGCGAAGCGCUGCGCGAAAUCCUGCGCUUGACCGAAGAGAUGACUGAAAUGCAGUAUCCCCACGACGCAGAUGCCGUGGACGUUAUUCGAUCGCUACGUCGUGUUGAUAUCAACGAUGGAGGACAAGACACGAAUUGCACGAUCUGCAUGGCCAAGAUUGAUCGGUUACCGGAGGAAUCGACUGAACGAGGACGCGUCUGUGGAGUGGAGCUGUCCUGUGGACAUCGUUUCCAUGACACGUGCAUUUGCAUGUGGCUCCAUGCCCGCUUGGACUGCCCCGUAUGUCGCGGGCAUAUAUCUGCGCCGCUUUCUUCGCCCAGACGUAUUUUGUAGGAUCUCGAGGUUUGCACAAAGUAAAAUAAAUUCUUGGCCGGAUCUAGUUGAUGAUGGUUUACGAGUAGUCUCGAGGAGCUUCCACCGCCUUCAACCCAAAACAAUGAACCAUAGCUCAUCAG